GGCCCGACAGAAGGUUUGGGAAAAAUAAUACAAAGAUUUCCUCAGAAGGACUGGGAAGACACUCCUUUUCCACAGGGAAUAGAGCUGUUUUGCCAGCCUGGAGGAUGGCAGCUUUCGAAAGAGAGAAAACAGCCAACGUUCUUUGUGGUGGUUUUGACCGAUAUAGACUCAGAGAGGCACUACUGUUCCUGCUUAACUUUCUAUGAAGCAGAGAUUAACCUGCAGGGAACAAAAGAAAUUGAAGGUGAAGAGGAGUCUGGUUUAAUUCCGCCUGCAGAAGUAUUUGCUCCUAAGAGUCUGGUAUUGGUGUCCAGACUAGACUAUCCAGAAAUUUUCAGGGCUUGCCUUGGCCUCAUCUAUACUGUGUAUGUGGACAGCCUGAACGUGUCACUGGAGACUCUCAUUGCAAAUCUGUGUUCAUGCCUUGUCCCUGCUUCUGGAGGGUCUCAGAAAUUGUUUUCUUUGGGAGCUGGAGACCGACAACUGAUACAGACUCCUCUGCAUGAUAGCCUUCCUGUUACAGGCACCAGUGUGGCUCUUCUCUUUCAGCAACUGGGAAUCCAAAAUGUACUCAGCUUAUUCUGUGCUGUGCUUACAGAAAAUAAAGUUCUCUUUCACUCCGCAAGUUUUCAGAGGCUCAGUGAUGCCUGUAGGGCUCUGGAGUCUUUGAUGUUUCCCCUCAAAUAUAGCUAUCCCUAUAUUCCAAUUCUUCCUGCACAGCUAUUGGAAGUUCUCAGCUCACCAACACCUUUCAUAAUUGGCGUACAUUCUGUCUUUCGCAAUGACAUUCAUGAGCUUUUAGAUGUAAUCAUAGCAGACCUGGAUGGAGGCACAAUUAAAAUUCCUGAAUGUAUUCAUCUUUCUCAGCUGCCAGAGCCACUGCUACAUCAGACUCAAAUGGCUCUUUCUCUAGUUUUGCAUCCUGAUUUGGAAACAGCAGAUUAUGCGUUCCCUCCCCCACGAACAGCUUUAUCACACUCAAAAAUGCUGGAUAAAGAAGUGCGAGCAAUCUUCCUUAGGCUAUUUGCACAACUUUUCCAAGGAUACCGGUCAUGUCUUCAGCUGAUCAGAAUUCAUGCUGAACCAGUAAUUCAUUUCCAUAAGGCAGCCUUCUUGGGGCAGCGAGGCUUAAUUGAGAAUGACUUUCUAACCAAAGUUCUCAAUGGAAUGGCAUUUGCUGGUUUUGUGUCAGAGAGGGGUCCUCCUUUCAGAGCCUGUGAUCUUUUUGAUGAGUUGGUAGCCUUUGAAGUCGAAAGAAUUAAAGCUGAGGAGGGUAAUCCACCAAAAAUGAUAAAACAUGUUAGAGAACUUGCAGAACAGCUCUUCAAAAAUGAGAAUCCCAAUCCCCACAUAGCAUUCCAGAAAGUGCCACGGCCCACGGAGGGCUCCCACUUGCGGGUUCAUAUCCUCCCUUUCCCCCGGAUCAAUGAGUGCCGGGUGCAGGAGCUCCUCCAGGAAGGCCUCGCAAGGAGUCAGGGUGCCCCCCCUGCCACCCGGGGGGAUAAGAAGUGUGUCGUUCCAGCGGGUCCCCCUGUUGUUUCCAUAAUGGAAAAAGGAAGCACAGUUUUCAACAGUGCCCAAAGGCUGGAAGUUGUUAGAAACUGCAUCUCGUUCAUUUUUGAAAACAAAUUUUUGGAGACCGAAAAGACACUGCCUGCAGCUCUGAGAGCCCUAAAAGGAAAGGCAGCUCGGCACUGCCUGACACAGGAACUAGGCCUGCAUGUUAAACAGAAUCGAGCAAUACUGGACCAUCAGCAGUUUGACUACAUUGUGCGAAUGAUGAACUGUGCUUUGCAGGAUUGUUCAUCUUCGGAAGAAUACAGCAUUGCUGCAGCAUUGCUGCCCCUGACGGCUGCUUUUUAUAGGAAAUUAGCACCUGGAGUUAGUCAGUUUGCUUACACCUGUGUACAAGACCAUCCUAUCUGGACUAACCAGCAGUUUUGGGAAACAACCUUUUACAGCAACGUGCAAAAUCAAGUUCGCUCCCUCUACCUUACAGCCAAAGAUGACAACCAUGCAGUACAGUUGAGACAAAAGGAGAAAAAUUCUGUAGGUCCAGACCAGGAUAAGACAGCAAUGGACCUGGCUGCUGAGCAGUUGCGAUUAUGGCCAACUCUUAAUAAACAAACACAGCAGGAGCUAGUCCAGAAUGAGGAAAGUACAGUCUUCAGUCAGGCAAUUCAUUUUGCUAACCUCAUGGUCUACCUGCUGGUACCGCUGGAUACGAGUAAGAACAAGUUAUUGAGAACAUCGGCUACUGGUGACUGGGAGAGUGGAAGCAACAGUAUUGUCACAAACAGUAUUGCAGGCAGUGUUGCAGAGAGUUAUGACACUGAAAGUGGAUUUGAGGACUCUGAGAACAAUGAUGUUGCAAACGCAGUUGUACGCUUCAUCACAAGAUUUAUUGACAAGGUUUGCACAGAGAGCGGAGUUACACAGGAUCACAUCAAGGGUCUUCAUUGCAUGAUACCAGGCAUUGUAGCAAUGCACAUAGAGACACUGGAGGCUGUCCAUCGUGAGAGUAGGCGGCUUCCACCAAUACAGAAGCCCAAAAUUCUACGACCAACUUUACUGCCAGGAGAAGAAUUUGUUUGUGAAGGUCUCCGUGUACUGCUGGAUCCUGAUGGCAGAGAGGAAGCUACAGGAGGACUGCUUGGAGGUCCUCACAUCCUCCCUGCUGAAGGAGCUUUGUUCCUUACCACUUACAGAAUUAUAUUUAAAGGCACUCCUCAUGAUCAACUGGUUGGAGAGCAGACAGUGAUCCGGAGCUUUCCUAUUGCAUCUGUUACAAAGGAGAAGAAGAUCACUAUACAGAACCAGCUGCAGCAGAGUAUGCAGGAAGGACUGCAGAUCACUUCAGCUACCUUUCAGUUAAUUAAAGUAGCAUUUGAUGAAGAAGUAAGUCCUGAAGUGGUGGAAAUAUUUAAGAAACAGUUAAUGAAGUUCCGUUAUCCUCAAUCUAUCUUCAGCACUUUUGCAUUUGCAGCUGGGCAAACAGCACCACAGAUAAUUUUACCAAAACAAAAAGAAAAGAACACUUCAUUCCGUACCUUCUCAAAAAGCAUUGUGAAAGGAGCAAAACGUGCUGGGAAGAUGACAAUUGGACGCCAAUAUUUAUUAAAGAAGAAGACAGGCACAAUAGUGGAAGAAAGAGUGAAUCGCCCAGGCUGGAAUGAAGAUGAUGAUAUCUCUGUUUCAGAUGACAGCGAGCUGCACACAAGUGGUACCCUAAAAGCAUCGGAAAAAUCAACAAUGGAGCAAUUAGUAGAAAGAGCCUGUUUCAGAGACUAUCAACGUUUGGGACUAGGGACCAUCAGUAGUAACUCUUCUCGCUCAAAAACAGAAUACUUAAGAAUAACUGCACUGAACAGGAUGUAUUCACUUUGCAGGAGUUAUCCUGGGCUUCUGGUAGUACCUCAGUCUGUUCAAGACAGCAGUCUGCAGAGAGUUGCUCGCUGUUACCGUCACAAUCGCCUACCAGUUGUCUGUUGGAAGAACACUAAAAACAGUACUCUUCUACUUAGAUCUGGGGGCUUUCAUGGAAAAGGUGUUGUUGGCCUCUUCAAAUCCCAAAACACACAUACUACAUCUCCUGCUUCCUUAGAAUCUUCAAGCAGUAUAGAACAAGAAAAAUACCUACAGGCCGUACUGAAUGUGAUAUCCGUCCACUGCAAAAUGAGUGGCAGUAAUACUCUCACUGUUAGACCAACAAUUGCUCUAUCUCCAGGUGUAUGGGCGAGUCUUCGUUCAAGCAACCGAUUUAUCAACACUCAGACUCCAUUCAUUGAUGUUGGUGCGAGACUUGCAGGGAAAGAUAACACCACUUCCUACAGUAGCAGCACUUUUCUGCAAAGUCAGCUUUUGAGACGGCAAGCAGCCCUCUAUAUAUUUGGAGAAAAAUCUCAGUUACGGGGAUUCAAACUUGAUUUUGCUUUGAAUUGUGAAUUUGUUCCUGUUGAAUUCAGUGACAUCCGACAGACAAAGGCAAGCUUUAAAAAGCUGAUGAGAGCUUGUGUUCCCAGCACUAUUCCUACGGAUUCUGAGGCAACAUUCCUUAAAGCACUUGGGGAGUCAGAGUGGUUCCCACAGCUUCACAGGAUAAUGCAGUUGGGCGUGAUCAUCUCUGAGCUCCUGGAAAAUGGUUCUUCUGUAUUGGUUUGUUUGGAAGAUGGCUGGGAUAUUACUGCACAAGUGGUAUCCCUGGUGCAGUUACUCAGUGAUCCCUUCUAUAGGACACUUGAAGGCUUCCGAAUGCUGGUGGAAAAAGAAUGGCUCUCUUUUGGUCAUAAAUUCAGUCAGCGUAGUAAUCUGACUCUCAAUUGUCAGGGUAGUGGAUUUGCUCCUGUUUUCUUACAGUUCUUAGACUGUGUGCAUCAGAUUCAUAACCAAUACCCAACAGAGUUUGAGUUCAAUCAAUAUUAUCUGAAGUUUCUGGCUUUUCAUCACAUAUCAAAUCGAUUUAAAACAUUUCUUCUGGAUUCGGACUACGAACGACUGGAACAUGGGACAUUGUUUGAAGAUAAAGGAGAUAAACAUGCCAAAAAAGGAAUUUGUAUUUGGGAAUGUAUUGAAAAGAUGCACAAAAGGAGCCCUAUUUUCUUCAAUUACCUCUAUGCCCCUGCUGAAAUAGAGGCAUUGAAACCAAAUGUAAAUAUCUCCAGCCUCAAGAAGUGGGAUUAUUAUGUAGAAGAGGUUUUGGCUACAGGUCCUUCCUAUGAUUGGACCAUGGUAAUGGCAAAAUGCAGUGUUUCAGAGGAAACUGACCAAACGGAUGGUUCGCUCUCUCAGACUAAGAGGAAAAUAGUAUGGCCAUGUUAUGACGAUGUUAAAAAAAUACAACCUGAUGCCAUCAGCAGCCUUUUAAAUGAAAUCGAAAGGUUGGAAAGUAAAUUAAAUCAGAGCCCAGAAAGGCAGCAGCUUUUGUGGAAAAAAGGCUACCUGGGAAAGCUCCGGAAACAUCCUUCUGGCUCCUCAGGGAUGAUGUCAGCUAAUCUACAUUCCUAUCAAAAGAGGUCUUUGUUGGAAAUACCUGACAGUGGGCUGGGUGAGGAACAGAGUGCAAGCAUCUCUCCCUCUAAUGGAGUAGACAGAAGAACAACUACGCUAUACAAUCAUUUCACAUCAAAGAAUGAUGAAAAUAGAUCUUUUGAAGGUACGCUAUACAAAAGAGGAGCUUUACUAAAAGGUUGGAAACCUCGCUGGUUUGUGCUGGAUGUGACAAAACACCAGCUGCGAUAUUAUGAUUCUGGCGAGGAUACAAGCUGUAAGGGACACAUAGACCUUGCAGAAGUAGAAACUGUGAUUCCUGCUUCUCCAACAAUUGGAGCCCCAAAACAUGCAAGUGAAAAGGCAUUUUUUGAUUUGAAGACAAAUAAACGUGUAUAUAACUUUUGUGCCCAAGAUGCACAGAGUGCUCAACAAUGGAUGGAUAGGAUCCAGAGUUGCAUUUCAGAUGCUUAGAAAGAAAAAACGUUCCAUAAUAAAGACACGUUUAAAGCACCUCUUCCUGUAAGAAGCUAAGUUCUGAAAUGUUACUGACAGACAACCAGCCUUCCUUACAUUUCAGCCAUAAAAGUUCAUAAUAUGCUAAAGUUCCUUUUCUGUUUAAUAAUUAUAACCACUGUAACUGCUAUUUUUUCUGCAGGGAGGACUUUGAAAAAUAAUAAUCCAUUUAUCCUGAAUUUUCACUUUCUUCAGUACAAUUCCUAGCUAUAAAGUGGGCUGUAUUUGCACUAUCAUCUAAGCCUGGUUUUCUCAUUUCAGAGCUACUCUGUUAGGAAACCUGUC
Messenger RNA from Nipponia nippon (crested ibis), 5787 nucleotides. Lineage: Eukaryota; Metazoa; Chordata; Aves; Pelecaniformes; Threskiornithidae. The record is from RefSeq and is a predicted model, not a curated record.